AUGCAUAUGUGGGGGCACGGAUCUGAAUACAGAAAAGGUCCAGAUUCGCUUAAAGGAACACAACCAGCGGCAAUGCUAAGGUUACCAUGUUAUUGUUGUGCUCAAGGUUGCAAGAACAACAUCAACCAUCCUCGUGCCAAGCCAUUGAAAGAUUUCAGGACACUUCAAACACACUUCAAACGAAAGCAUGGUGCAAAGCCGUUUAUCUGCAGAAAAUGUGGGAAGACAUUUGCAGUUAAAGGAGACUGGAGAACACAUGAAAAAAAUUGUGGAAAGUUAUGGUAUUGCACUUGUGGUUCGGAUUUCAAGCAUAAAAGAUCUCUAAAGGAUCACAUUAGGUCAUUUGGGAAAGGCCAUUCUCCACACCCGUCUCUCGAUGGCUUUGAUCAAGAUGAGAAGGAAUGCAUCACCGGCUCUGAAGAUGAAAUCGCUCGCUAG
Molecule: messenger RNA, 438 nt
Organism: Pistacia vera
Lineage: Eukaryota; Viridiplantae; Streptophyta; Magnoliopsida; Sapindales; Anacardiaceae
Product: zinc finger protein WIP3-like
Exons: 1
Coding region: 1-438 (145 amino acids)
Biological process (GO): anatomical structure development; regulation of gene expression
Cellular component (GO): nucleus
Molecular function (GO): DNA-binding transcription factor activity
Source: RefSeq, a predicted model, not a curated record